CCUCCUCCUCCAUCUUUUUCCUGCUCCCCCGCCCUCUUUUUUUUUUUUGCCCCCGAGCGAGCGCGCAUGCUCCCCUCCUCAUCCACUACCCGGGAUGCCGGGACACCGCCGGCCACCCGUCCCGAUGAUGGCUCCCCGACUCGGGACCCCUCUCCCGACACCGGGCAAGCGACUGCCCCCUCCUUCUUUGGGUCAACGGCCUUGCACCAGUCGCUAUCCGGCCUGACGGCGGGCGCCUCAACCACGCUGCUCCUUCACCCGCUGGAUUUCUUGAAGACCCGCAUGCAGGUCAGCUCCGGCUACACGUCCUCCCUCAGGACGGCCCGAGGGAUCUUGGCGAACGAAGGAUUCCGGGCUUUCUACUCCGGCCUGACCCCCUCCAUCAUCGGGACUUCCCUCUCGUGGGGGCUGUACUUUGGCUGGUACUCCUUUUACCAGCGCCUCAUCGCCCCGGAUGCGGUCCCGGCCUACUCGUCGACGACCGGCCAGGAUCAGGUCUUCCUGACGCCCCUGCAGACGAUGGGCGCCUCGGCUUUGGCCGGCAUGACCACCUCCCUCAUGACCAACCCCAUCUGGGUGGUGAAGACCCGGAUGUGUGUGCAGCAGCACCCAUCGGCUGGCGGGCCGCCGGCCUACUCCAGCGUCUCUUCUGCCCUUUUGUCUAUCGCUCGGAAUGAGGGCCUGCGCGGGCUGUACCGUGGAUUUGGCAUGGCCCUACUCGGGUCGGCCCAUGGCGCGGUGCAGUUUGGCGUGUAUGAGCCGCUCAAGCGCCACGUCAGCGUCUUCCGCUUCGGUGCCCCGGGCCAGCGUCUUAGCGCAACCGAUCAGCUGCUGUGUGCCUCGGUCAGCAAGGUGGUUGCCGUGGUCUCCACCUAUCCGAUUCAGCUGGUGAAAACCCACCUGCAGCGCGAGCGUGUGAAGCACCUCAAGAUCUCGACCCUCCUUCGGGAGAUCUUCGUUGCCAACGGAGUGACUGGGCUGUACCGCGGCCUGGGGCCGGCUCUGUUGCGCGUUCUCCCCCAGAGCUCGCUCACGUUGCUGGCGUACGAGCAGAUUUCCGUCCUGCUGGACACGUCCCAGUCGUGAGUGAAACCCACGGGGGGCUGGGCCCAUGUCCUUUCUCUUGCUGCCGCCCCGCCCCCCGUUACACAGGGACCGGGGCACACCACACAACCAUAGACAACAAUAAACGGUGCUGGCCUCCGGCGCACCCGCACCCCUCACCAGCCAAUGCAUCGGGCGGGACUCAACAAGCGGGGAACGGAAAGCCAGGCACACGGGGGUGUAUUGG
Molecule: messenger RNA, 1291 nt
Organism: Fonticula alba
Lineage: Eukaryota; Rotosphaerida; Fonticulaceae
Exons: 8
Coding region: 67-1086 (339 amino acids)
Biological process (GO): folate import into mitochondrion; nucleotide transport
Cellular component (GO): mitochondrion
Molecular function (GO): folic acid transmembrane transporter activity; FAD transmembrane transporter activity
Source: RefSeq, a predicted model, not a curated record